AUGAAUUUCUACAGAUGGAUGGUGCUACCGUUUAUUUGGGCUAGUAUUGCCGUACUCGCCGCAGGAGCAUGCGGGGACUUCGUCUCAACCAACUACGAUGAAUACAACGAUGGCGUGCUCGGUCACCGUCCUCAUCUGGAAUUCCAUUCCAGCGAUGAAUAUGCGCCGAUCAUGCAAGCUACCGUCUGGGAUAGCGAUGCUAUCUCCGAUGCGGGCUCCCACAUUUUCCUACGACAUGAUGGCAACGACACUUCGCCGCUCGCGUCCCCUUUAAUUAUUGAUGCACGCGACUUGAGCGCGGUAUACAUGAACCGAACCUUCAAAAAUGUCUUCGGCACUCGGGUUCAAGAAAAUAAGGGAAAGAAAUACUUAACCUUUUGGGAAGGAGAAAAGGGUAAUGGGAUUGGCGAUGGUUAUGGACUUGCCUAUGACGAUACGUAUCGCCUAGUCUAUAAAGUAUCGGCGCAAAAUAUCCAGGUACACAGUGACUUACAUGAGUUCGCAUUCACUGGAAACGGAUCAGCUUUGGUUACUGGCGUGAACUCAAUUCAAGUGCAUCCAUCAAUGUUCCCUCAGUGGGAGCUACCACCAUUCAGCAUCGAAAUACUAGAUGCAGUUUUCCAAGAAAUUGACCUUGAGACGAACGAGGUUCUCUUCCACUGGCGAGCCCUCGAUCACAUAAACCCUCUGGACUCGUACGAGUCAAUGGGCCGUGGCUGGGAUGCAUAUCACAUCAACAGUAUUGAAAAGACCCAAGCAGGAAACUAUCUCAUAUCCAUUCGCCAUACAUUCUCUAUCCUGCUUAUUAGCGGGAGUACGGGAGAGAUCAUUUGGCAGAUGGGUGGAAAGAGAAAUGACUUCGAUGAAAUACCCGUGGUGAAUGGGUCGGAUACAACCCAGGCUGUGUUGACAAUGAGCUGGCAACAUCACGCUCGUUUCGUCCCUGGGACGAAUGAAACUCAGAUUACACUGUUCGACAACCACGGCACUGCCACCAACCACGGCGACUGCAAGGCUUUAUGCUCGCGUGGCCUACAUUUUGCCAUCAAUGAUACUAUCUCUCCUCCCACGGUUAAAUUCCUGCGUGAAUUCCGUCACCCCGCACAGCUUCAGGCUCAGAGUCAAGGAAGUGUGCAGCCACUAUCCCCUUCCAUGGAUGGCCUCGGUAAUGUUUUCAUCGGCUGGGGCCGAUGUCCAUCAUUUACAGAGCAUAACUCCCAGGGAGAGACAGUGAUGGAUAUCCAAUUCUCACCAUGGCAUAGUGAUGAGAUCCCCGAUGCACUCGAUAACUACCGUGCGUACAAGAUGAACUGGUCCGCAACUCCCUGGUGGGACCCUGCCAUUGCCAUGCGGAAAACCCAGAAUGGCGAACUUGUUGUUUACCUUAGCUGGAACGGUGCAACGGAAGUUGCGGGGGACUACGACAAAGUCGUUACAGAAGGUUCGAGGACUGGGUUUGAAACAAAGUUAAUUGUCGGGGAGACCCCGUGGCAAUAUUUAUGGGCCGAAGCGGUCGACAAAGCCGGAGAUGUACUUCGGUCAACCGAUAUUGUGGACUUGACAACCGCAACCCUCCCGAUAGUUUUUGAUACCUAUGAUGCUAAUUUCACUUUUCCCUCUGGAAGGGUGAAUACACAGCAUGUAGCUCAGCCAUUGAGCAUGACCUCGGUGUUAUUACUCACUGGAAUAGCUACCGUCGCCCUUGUGGUGUUCUCCAUUGGGGCGGAGGAUUUUGACCUCGGUCUGGAAGAGCUUUUGGACGAUGAUAAGCAAAAUGACAGCGACGAUGGUGAUAUUUUUGACGAUGAGGGAGACACUCUGAUAGCCUCACAAUCACUAUUUCAGGAUCAUGACGGACGACCUCUUCUGCCGAGGAAUGAAGGGAAUAUACACCCUAGGAGUUAG
Molecule: messenger RNA, 1905 nt
Organism: Penicillium waksmanii
Lineage: Eukaryota; Fungi; Ascomycota; Eurotiomycetes; Eurotiales; Aspergillaceae
Product: arylsulfotransferase
Exons: 5
Coding region: 1-1905 (634 amino acids)
Source: RefSeq, a predicted model, not a curated record